UUCACGAAAUUUGAAAUAUCUCUUCCUCUCGGACCAAAUGCAUGUUUUUGAGACAGAUGUUGAACUGAAUGACAUCGAUUUAGCAGAAGAUAGCAAGCAAACUAUUUAAUUACAAACAUAAGACGGUAGGUGCUUUUGAUGUAUUGGAAAUACGAAAUUCGUCCAUACGACCUAGCUAGUUAGAUGCAUUGUAUUGUGUGUGGUGCCAGCUAACGCGUUAGCUAGAUUGCUGCUAGCUACAUUUUUAAACUGCCACAAAUACAUUACCAACUGAAGUAAGGAUUGGGCUAAAGUUAGCUAGCUAACCAACCAUGUAAAUUAAUCCUGACAUGUUAGCUAGUUAUGCCCAUAAUACAUGCUAGUCUGUCAAAGCUAGCUAACGUUAGUUCAUGUUAAGAGUAACGUAGCUUUAUUAGCUACAGAAGCUAGCUAAAAGCUAACGUUAUAUCACACUGUUUUUCAUACGUUUUCAAUUUUCUAAUUUCCCUAUGAAGGACGACUAGCCUUAACCUACUACGACAUCUGCCCUGUGGACCCUAGCGACCUGUCCUUGCUUGUCCCAUGAGGAGUAUGGAUUCCCAUGCCAACAGUGGUAGCUCAGCUUUCUUAUCCUUAUUUUUUGUUAACUAUGUAAUUUAUACCAUUGAUAGUCACAUUGUCAACUAUUUAACGUUAUAGUCCAUGAGCUAGACCCCCAAAUUUGGGCCGUCGGGCUCACUUGGGUUGACGACGUCGUAUAUGAUUGUGACAACUAUGGACAUAACUAGACCUUCACGAAAAUCACUGAGACAUCUUCACCCAAAGUGAGCCCGAACAACCACCAUGGCUCAUGUACUAUUAGUAGGGAGACAAAAACACUGUCCUUCCUAUCAAAGGAUUUAAUUGUUUGUUGCAUUGUUUGUUUUAAUUUCCUUGUUCCUUUUCCCCAAGAUUUUUUCUCAUUGGCUGAAGAGAAGUUUGAUUUUGACGUUUCACUGUCACCUGCGAGGUUGGUGUCAUAGAUAUCUUUGAUUUCCAUUUAUUUGUAUUUGGUUUGCAUGUAUUUCUCUCUUGAAUGCAUUGCCAUUGAACUCAAAAUCAGUUGUCUGUGUAUUUGAUACUACCAUUGUCUAUACAUUUUACAUGGGAAAUUUUCCUUCACUUACAUAUGAAAAAUAACAUUUGUAAAAUCAAUCCCCCUUGUUUAAAGCUCAAGAGGAGAUGAAGACGAUGACGAGGUCUUUGUGGGUCCUGUCUGUCACAAGGAGAGGUGUAUUUCCGUCGGUCUGGAGACCAUUGUCAAGGAAAGCGUCAGCAGUUGGCCUUCAGUGGGUGAGAGGACCAGCUGGAGUCCUUUGGCUGAGGACAAGUUUGAGGAAAUCUGCAAGGAAGCCCACCUACUAGCCAGUCAACUAGUAGUCAACCAGCAGCACCCUGAUGUAGGGGAAACCAAUGGUACACUCACAGUGAGUAAAGAGGAAUCGAAAGAGGACUUUGUGCAGGAUGCUGGGGCCAAACUGGGCAUGUUCAGAAAGCCAGUUGACGCUGUGCUCAGCCCUAUCAAAAGGGAGACCUUCUGUGUCCAGGACAGUCCAUUGAAGCAGCUCCCUCCUGCUAUUCAGCAGCGGCUAUUAAGGGCUGGUGGAGUUUCUAACUCCAAUAAGAGCAGUGCUGGCACUUCCAGCCCUGUGAGAGCGGGGACUAUGACUCAGCCCAAGAUGGUGCGCCGAGGCAGGGUGGGGCUGGCCUGCAACACCGGAGUGCUCCCUAGAAAACAACAACCAGCAGCCCGAGGAGCGACCGCGACGACAGCCCUGCAUACAGCCAAGACUAAACCAGCGCCUGCCGAGAGGACCACCAUGCUGCCUCCUCCAAGCAAAGUAUGGGCACUAGGGAUCUUAGAAGAUAUCUAGCCACAUAGCCUCGAUCAUUCGGUAUGGUCUAAGGUCAAAUCAAUACUGGAGAAAGUUUUCUCAACUCAUGUAGUCUGUUUCUUUCAGGGUAACUUGGGGCUGAGGCGUAGCCCGGGUAGUCGUACCUCCAGCAGAGCAGCCUCCUGUGAGGACAUUCUCUCUGACACGGCCAGCGUGUCCUCCGACAUCAGUGACACCUCCCUCAACUCCAGUCUGCAGGGGAAGAGGACCCUCGUACCCCCUAGCAAGGUAACCCAGAGGAUUUUGGUGAUAUAAUCAGAAAUGUACAUUUAUGCCGGAUUCUUCAUUCAUAUAAGUAUGAGAUUCAGAUCAGAUGAUAAAAGAUGUGAAUACCCUCUGAUAAAAUGGCAGGUGUUGAAACAUGAAUGUCCUUGUCCUAUUCAGAGUGGGAUGCGGGCUCUGUCAGUGCUCAAAGCCCCCCCUCCUCAGACCAGGAGAGUGACUGACCAUAGGAGAAAUACAUCGUCCUCCUCUUCCUCUGUGUCCAGCUUCAACUCCAGUCUCUCUGUGUCACCCACAGGGAAAGGUGAGGCCUGUGUAGCGCUUCACAAGCCCUGUCUCCUUUACAGUGUAUUUUCAAGGUGCUUUCUACAGUUCAACCAUUUCAAAGAUGUGAUGUGUAUGGAAAGUGCAAUACAAAUAUCUGAACUGUCUCUGAUUUUAGGUAAACUUAACAUGUCCCUCAACUCCAGCAUCAGUGGCCCUAAUGGCCGCCUGCCCACUGGCAAGAACCGACUCACCAAUCCUGGUGUGAGUGCCACCAAGACCCGCAGGUCUACCGUCAUCGGCCGAGCUCCGGAGCCGCCCUCUUCCACCACAGGGGCACGCCGCUCCAUCUCAGCCCAGGGAAGGAAGCCCUCUGAGCCAGACCGGUCUAAAACUGUUCAGUCCACCCCUUUGAAGAGAGCUGAACUGGCGGCCAAAGCCACCCCCCUGCACCAGACUCCAGCCAAGACUAACAUGGAGAGAAUGUCGUCUGUGCCCAACAUCCCCACCUCGUCUUCAGCGAACAUGGAGAGCGUCGUCAGCGGCAACCCCAAACUCAAGAUGUUCAUUGCUCCAACCCCCACUAGUCAGUUCAAGAGGAGGUUGGAAGGUGAGGACUGGUCAACUGUUGGCCAACAAUGAGCAGCUACUACUGAUCACUGUCUUACUUCAUGUUUCUAAAAUGGAAAGGCUCAGAAUUGUUUGCUCUCAAAAAUGUAAACUUAUUCAAUUUCUGUCUUCCCUACAAAGCGGUUUCAUCCCCUGAUGCCCCUCGCAUCAUGAAGCCAAAGAGAUUGAUGUCUGCUUGCAGUGUGGAAAGGUACUGUAACUAUAAUAAUAUGCCAUUUAGCAGACGCUUUUAUCCAAAGAGACUUACAGUCAUGUGCGCAUACAUUUUUACGUAUGGGUGGUCCCGGGGAUCGAACCCACUACCCUGGCGUUACAAGCGCCAUGCUCUACCAAUUGAGCUACAGAGGACCAGCCAUACGUAAAAUGUAAACAUUUUCUCUAAGCAUCUGGAGUGGGAAAUUGGUAUUCUAAUAAUAUUCAAUGGUGUACAAAGAUGUGUUAGUCAUCCUAAUCCAUAACAUUAGCAUUGUAUAUGCCCCCCCCCUUUCUAUCCAACAGUCUCCCCCACAAUCUAGCACUUCCAGUUCCAGAGCUGCUCCAGACACCCCCUGCUGGGGGGAACAAGGCAGUGCAACCCAAGAUGAGACGCCCCUCUGCCCUGCCCACCCCUGUGAACCGGAGGAUCUCUGGUAUCCCCAUGCUUACCCCGAAGAGCAUGUCACGGCCAGGCAGGCCCUCCCUGAGCAUGGCCAACCUGACAGCCUCUACCCAGAGGGCCAGCUACUGGAGGUGAGAAAGCAGCUGCCACACUAGGACUACCACACUGGACUCUAUCUAAAGGGGCCAAGAUAAUAGUCUUUCCAUAAGUGACAUACUGAACCAGUGUUAGGGUAAGGUGUUGUGAUGUAAUAUAAAUAGGCUUAUUAGAAGCUAGUUUGUGAUAACCAUGGCUUUUUUCCCCCCUCCAGUCCAACCCAGGUGAAGGGGAGCCACCAAGAGGAGGUGGCAGCAGCCCCAGAAGAGGAGACCGUCCAGCCCUUUUCCCUGGAAGACGAGCCAGAGGUGCAGCCCUCCACCCCCGCUACAGUCCCACAUCCAGAGGAGCAGGAGGUAAGUCAAGAUGUCCCAGAACCAGGAGUGGACCAGGAGCCUCCUACGACUAACAAGGAAAACAACCACCCUGAGCUGAAUGAAGAAUCCAAGGAGCUCCAGAACACUGAAAAGCUUGUGGAUCAGCCUCAAUGCUAUUGGAUGAAGACACAGGAAGUUAAUGAGGUAAUGUCUUGAUAUGUGGAAGCUUGCAUAACUUCUUAUUUGUCUUUGGUUGAAUGACGUUUGUAUGUUCUGGUUUGUUUCUUGUCCAAUAGGUUUUGCUGGUGGAUGCCCCGGCUCCUGUGUUGAGGCCAUAUGAGAAACUCCUAAUUGACCUCUCCAACACUCCUGUCCUGAUGAGAACAGCCACUGUCAAGCCAUCUGGUGGUCAGGUGAGAGAAUGCACUCCUUACAUAAUUAUUUGUAUUAAUUGUACCUUUUAUUUAACUAGGCAAGUCAGUUAAGAACAAAUUCUUAUUUACAAUGAUGGCCUACACCGGCCAAACCCGGACGACGCUGGGCCAAUUGUGCGCCGCCCUAUGGGACUCCCAAUCACGGCCGGUUGUGAUACAGCCUGGAAUCGAACCAGGGGGUCUGUAGUGACGCCUCAAGCACUGAGAUGCAGUGCCUUAGACCGCUGAGAUGCAGUGCCUUAGACCGCUGAGAUGCAGUGCCUUAGACCGCUGCGCCACUCGGGAGUCAUUAUGAUGACUGAUUAUUGAGAAAUGCAGUGCCAUGAUACCCAGUUGACUCAUAAUAUCAAGUAUGUUGUCAGGAUUCAUAUGACCACACUGAUUACCAGUAAUUGUAUGUAUAUUUUUUUCCACUUACAGUUGAUUGACCUGAGCUCUCCCCUGAUCAAAUGGAGUCCGGAACACAAGGACAGUGCCUUAAACAAUGCACCCCUGAUCAACUUAUCCUUUUGAUCAAUAAUAUCGCAAUAGAGCUAGAUUCCAGCAUUUCCUCUAUGUAUAUUGAUUCCAAUAGCCUUCCUGCUGAAGGUUGUGCCUGUACCACACACUAGUGACAUUUAUAAUGAUAAAACUAGCUGUUGAUGAUCAAGGAUUUUAGACAAGAAAAUAAGAUUGUGUUUUAAGUCAAGACUGUUAGUAUACAUGCUAUGUAAGUCACCAAUCUGAUUUCUUUUUAAGAAUGGUACUGUACCUUAUUAUUUUUGUUUGUUACUGUCUUGCAGCUCUAUGUGGUUCUUUUAAAUCUCUAAUAAAUGUUCUUAAUUUAA
Coregonus sp. 'balchen' is the source of this 5301-nucleotide messenger RNA. The record is from the annotation of a GenBank genome assembly. Lineage: Eukaryota; Metazoa; Chordata; Actinopteri; Salmoniformes; Salmonidae.